Rhinocladiella mackenziei CBS 650.93 is the source of this 819-nucleotide messenger RNA. RefSeq lists its product as uncharacterized. The coding region runs from base 1 to 819 and encodes 272 amino acids. The record is from RefSeq and is a predicted model, not a curated record. The transcript has a single exon. NCBI's taxonomy places the organism in Eukaryota, Fungi, Ascomycota, Eurotiomycetes, Chaetothyriales, Herpotrichiellaceae.
AUGAGCACUAUCGCGCUUUUGCUGCUGGUCGCAUUCCUUCACACGGCGCAAGCCGUUAAUGACAACUAUUCACCAUACUCCGAUCCUCUCUUCGGCCUAUCGAACGAUGCAAUUCUUGUCAAGCGCCAAAAUUGCGACUCGGGAUACAACCCCUGCUCGAAUGUAGGAGCAGACACUGUUUGCUGUCCCUCAGACACAAACUGUGCUUUGGAUGAGGCCGGACAUGUCGCUUGCUGUCCGUUCAAUGCGGUGUGCACGGGAACAAUAGACGGAUCAAUCACAGGAACGUCGAGUACGACUAGUUCCCAGGGACCUGUGUUGGGAGGAACCACAACGUCGAGUACCACAGCAACGAGUUUCCCUGGAUUCACCUCCGAGACAACUGGAGUCGCUGGAGGUGGUUCCACCGUCCCCAACAACUUCUACCCUUUCAUCUACAUUCCCACGUCUUAUGCCAAUGCCGACCUAUGCAGCACCGCAUAUUCGAGCUGUCAAACGGCCUCCACAUCCUGCUUUGUGUCGCUUGCUGGCGCCAAUGGAGUGACGGUUUCGGGUCUCGGAGGGGGCAUAACGGUACAAGGAGCUUCGGGAACAAUCAUCAGCUCGGCAAGCAGCAUCUGCAGCUCGUUGAGCGCUCAAGGCUGUUACAAUCUGCAAGAAACUCAAUGCAGCAUAUUCGGAAGUGGUUCCGGAGUCACCCCGACGACAACCACGGGGUUUGUACAGGUCGGAAACGGUCCUCGACAGACUGCUGGCCCCGGAAUGCUUUAUGCGGCGGGAGCUGGAGCUGUCGUUGGCGCUGCUGGUGUACUGUUAUAA